Molecule: messenger RNA, 1397 nt
Organism: Trichoderma citrinoviride
Lineage: Eukaryota; Fungi; Ascomycota; Sordariomycetes; Hypocreales; Hypocreaceae
Exons: 5
Coding region: 94-1374 (426 amino acids)
Biological process (GO): phosphatidylethanolamine biosynthetic process
Cellular component (GO): mitochondrion
Molecular function (GO): phosphatidylserine decarboxylase activity
Source: RefSeq, a predicted model, not a curated record
GGACGCUGGCAUGCAAGGGGGAGGCAUAUGGCGUGUGAUAUGACGACGGAAUGUCUGAGGAUGCAUGCAACUUCCCAGCUGAAAGAGGAGGCAAUGGCUCUUACAUCAUUCGGCCUGGCGAGACGCCAGAAGCCUCAGCGUGUCGGUGGCUGGCUACCCAAGGACCCGCAGCUUCUCAUCGGGUGGUUGCGAGACCUCGUCGGGGAAGUCAACAAGAAAAAGUCUUUCGCCCCAGUGGGUUCAUUCAUCCUGAGCGAGCCAGUUCAGCAACUCAAAGAACUCAUCGAGAGCACCGCUGAACUGCGAAUGCUGGCUUCCGGCAUGUUCGACGAGGUCCCCGACAAGGCUCCCUACAACGAGGAUCCUGUCGGGAACAAGCAGCUCAAUUCGUACCAUGAGAUGCUCGAAAUGUUUGACUUUGUCAUGCAUCACAAAGCUCCGUCCUGGAAGAAGCUCGAGUACGACGUGGGCUUGAUUGGAUUUCCGUUCAACGCCAUCUUGGACUGGCCAAUGGCCACAGCCUCCGGAUACGCCUUCUUCCUCAAGCCCGAGGUCAAUGCCAAGCUCAAAGUGAUUCUCGACACCUGGAAGAGGGAGGUGCUCAUGACCGAGAAGUCGCAAUAUGACUCUCUGGUGCACAUCGAAAACGACACCAACGUCACCGACCAGGAGUUGACGUUCCAGCAAAUCUUCCAGUGUGAUCCGCAAGGCGACCCCGAGCACUGGGGUUUCAAGUCCUGGGAUGACUUCUUCGUCCGCAAGUUCAAGAACAUGGACCAGAUCCGCCCAGUCGCUUUCCCAAAGCAGCCAGAGUGGGUGGCCAACUCGUGCGAGUCCAAGCCCUUUGCCCUGCAGUCAAACGUCCGCGAGUUUGAUUCGUUCUGGCUCAAAGGGCAGGCGUACUCUGUCAAUGAGAUGCUCAAUAAGCAUCAGUACGCCGAGCAGUUUGUAGGCGGCACCGUCUACCAAGCGUUCCUGAGCGCCACCUCGUACCACCGCUGGAACUCGCCUGUAUCUGGCCAAGUUGUCCACACAGAGGUCGUCGACGGAACGUACUUCUCAGAGCCCACCAUCACAGGCUUUACCUCUCCCGACGGUCCUGACCCGGCUGCUCCUGAUCGAGCCCAGGGCUACAUCAGCCACAUCGCCACGCGGGCCAUCUUCUUCAUCGAGGCCCCGCAGCCAAUUGGUCUCAUGGCAGCCAUCUACAUCGGCAUGGCGGACGUUUCGUCGUGCGAGAUUCUGGAAAAGUACCAGGCCAAGAAUCUGCCUGCGGCUGUGGAAAAGGGCGACGAAAUUGGCUUGUUCCACCAUGGCGUGAACCUGGCGAAGAAGAACUUGCCGAUUCGAGGCCCGCUGGCAGUUGCGUAUUGAUGUCGACUGAUGAUGUGCGUUGA